AAAGCCCUCAUCCUUUUGUACUAAUCGCUUCGCCGGUUUUCAUAAAGCAUUCUGGUCCACCUAGACCGUUGGAUGUGACGUUGUCAUGUCUGUGCCCAGCUUCGAGGAUCUCUUCGGGUCAUGUACACUGGAGGUGAUAGCUCCAGAUACCUCCAUAAAUCUUCCCGAGCCAGGAGCUGCCGAUGACUGGUUAGUUGCGCUCAAAUCGUCUGGUAUUGAAAGAAGACAAGCGUUCUUCGGUAAGAUACCCUGUCCAUCUGCGGACGUUGAUCCCAAGGAUCCACCUACAUUCCUUCUCGAUUUUCUUGCCCAUGUGCAGGUAUCGCUUGAAGCCACUUAUAUCUCGCAAACACCUACAACUCUCCCUGAAACCCCCCAGACUGCCCGAAAGGACCGCAAGUACGCACAAUCCGAAGGAACUCUUCUUGUUGCUAGUAUAUGGGGUCACAGGCCCGCGGGUUUGUCCAAAGAGAAGCUUUCUCUUUUGUAUUCAGAGGCAAAGAAAGCUUGGUUGGCUGUAUAUGAACUCUCCUUGACCGUGUCGUUUCUUCGCCUCUCGUUCUUGGAUCCUCUUCUGUCCUUGACCGUGUCAACUACAUUACGAGAAAAGGCGGUUUCACUGUCACAAGCAAACCAUCCAUUUGUCAUAUUUCUGUCGGAAAGCGGCAUUCUUGCUAAGCUUUCUGCUUCUGGCAUAAGCUCAUUCGCGAAGCAGCAAAACCAGGAGACAAAUAAUGUCGGGGAGGAUGAUGAGACCGGACUUGAGGAAGUCAAUCUACUAGAAGGUCUUUCAGCUGGAUUCAAUGUUACGCCUGGCUCGGAACCACUUUGGCUUCCAUCCACUCGCUUGGGAAAUGUUAUGCGUCGAGAGCUAUUCUCUCCUUCUACCUGUGCAACCCGUCCACCUAAUGCCACUUUACGGAAAUCAUUUCGCAAAAUUCUCCAGACAGUCUCUGGCUUUCGGGUGAGGAUGCGAACCGUUUUUGUUCCCCACAUCCUCUUUCCGGAAAUGAAUUCAAGGACUGGCUUAAAUGACGAUGAUAGCGAUGCGCAGGAACGAGAGGCAGGGAACAACGAACGUACCGUUGUUCUCUGUGUUGAAGUCGAGAAUUCUGGAGAAUCAGGCUCAGGUGUUGGUUUCUCAUUGGAAAGGGUAGAUGUGAAAAUCGGUGGCGAGGGUGCAUCCGCCAAACUGAUUGUGGAGACGCACACUUUCCCACUUCUGAUUGGGUCUAUGGAACAGUACAAUCUGUUAUACGCUGUUUCAUUCCUCAAGCCUUCUGCGGACUCAGAUUUCUCGCUGGUCGGCCGGCGGUCUGUUGUCGUCCCUGCAAACUCAGAUCUGCAGCGGGCAGGAGCAAUCAAUAUCUAUGGCAAACCUUAUUUGUCGAAGACAGGUGCUCGUAGUGUAUUACCAGAGCCUGCGUCUCCCUUCCCAGGGCAAGCGGCUCUGGCAUCUGCGAUCCCGAAAGUGCAAUCUGUUACUGGGAACAAACAACAUACCCUUCCAAACAAUAUAACAGCUAUACGGGCGAUCAACCCGAAUGCUAACUUUCGCCCGAUACCAUAUCGCGACCAGUCUUCCGCCUCACCCAUCCUUUCUAACAAACAAUACACACCUCCCUCUAUUACUGUACAAAGUUUCUCAAAGUCUCCGCCCACUACAUACGGCAUUCUACCUCCGACCACGCACCUAUUAGGCGUUACUGUACCCAACGGCGGCCCACAUGGUCCAUCAGAUUCUCAAACAUUCGUGACGCCGCCAACACCUGCGUACCCUGCAUUCCCUGCAGCUACUGCUCCAGCAACUUCUCACUUCCAAACGCCACUGAUUAAUCAUCAAGGGGCGCCUGGGCCAAGUGUCGAAAUCCGCAGGGAGCGUGGUCUCGGAAUGACGGGAGCUUCGCCCCAAACUCCUGGACCAACUAUCGUCGGUGGUAUAAUCGAUCCCACUCGAGAUACCCCAGUUACUGGUGGAGAGCCUAUCAUCGUUUCCAUCGGCUUGCUCCCACCUCCUUCGAGUUCCGCUGCAUCUAGGAAAUUAUACCCGUGCGAUCAGUUCACGCUUGACAUCUCCGUGUUCAACCAGAGCUCGUGGACCAGAAGGUUCGAAAUCAGCUGCCCAGAUCCAGAUCGUAGACGUAGACGGAAGAUCGAGCAGGAGAAAGCUGCGCGGGGCGGCAAGACGACUAUCGAGGAGUUACAGAGUGUGAUGAUGCCCCCUGGAAUACUCCCGUUGCAAAACCGCGUGCGAGUUGGGCCGCUGCGUCGAUCUACCUGCCAGUCAGGAUGGAUGGACUUCCUUGCAAUGACUCCUGGCGUGCAUUCGGUCGAGAUUCUUAGUCUCACGGAUAUUGAAACGGGUUUCUCCAUGGAUCUGCGGUAA
Suillus bovinus is the source of this 2386-nucleotide messenger RNA. RefSeq names its product TRAPP trafficking subunit Trs65-domain-containing protein. The transcript is spliced from 10 exons. Lineage: Eukaryota; Fungi; Basidiomycota; Agaricomycetes; Boletales; Suillaceae. Gene Ontology annotation, biological process: intra-Golgi vesicle-mediated transport. Gene Ontology annotation, cellular component: trans-Golgi network; TRAPPII protein complex. The record is from RefSeq and is a predicted model, not a curated record. Bases 86 to 2386 code for a protein of 766 amino acids.